CCUGCCACCCCAAGGUUUCAGAACCACCACAACACCUGCUCCUCCUCCUCCUCCUGCUCCCUCCUUCAACAGCUUCGUGUGCUGUUCCAGUUCCAGCGCUACUGAUCGAAGAAUCUGUUCACCCGGAUCGAUAUAGCUACGACUACGAGGAUGAUGAUGGACAGGCAGCAGCUCGUGAGGCAAUGCGACAUGGAGGUCAUGAAGAUGGCCAUGCUCAAGCACGAAGAAACCUUCAGGCAGCAGGUCCACGAGCUGCACCGCCUGUACCGCAUCCAGAGGGAGCUGAUGAGUGGUGACCUGACCCGAGACGCGCCGGAGCUGACCAUGUCCAUGACCACCCGGCGCCGGCGCAGCAAGCAGCCACGGCGGGCGCUGAACCUGCAGCUCCCAGCCGACGAGUACAUCGUCAGUGCCGACGAGGACGAGGACGCUGACGCCGCCGCCUGCACGGAGCUGGAGCUGACGCUGGCCAUCGGCGGGCGGCGGUGCUCGGCCGGCGGCAGCCGUCGCAAGAGCAACGGGAGGAGGCAACAACAAGCAGAGCAGCGCGACAACGCCGGCUCCGCCUCCCCGUUCGGGUCCGACUGCUCCGGCGCGAGCGUCCUGUCGUCGUCGCCGUCGCCGCCGUCGGCCGAGUACUACUCCGACGACGGGCCGGCGGUGUUCCACGCGCUGCCACCGCCACCGCCGUGCCAGAGGGCCGUGGCGUUUGACCUUGGAGGAGGCAUGAUGAUGAGGCAGCACGCGCCGUGGCUGCAGCAGUGCCAUCAGUACCUCAGCCUGAGGAUGACAUGAAAACCUGCAGCAAGCAGCUCACCGUCCAUGUCAAUCUAUGACAUUGUACCAGGUUGUGUGCCGCCGUCGUCCAACAAGUUCGCUCACGUCGGCACGCUUGAGCUCAAGGCGCGGAUCGUCAAGCGGCUGGGCCCCUCGCCUUUUGGGUCCGACUGCUCCGGCGCGAGCGUUCUGUCGUCACCGCCGCCAUCGUCGGCCAAGUACUACUCCGACGACUGGCCGGCGCCGGCGGUCUUCCACGCGCCGGCUUCUGCCUCUUUGUGGGGUGGCGGCCCGCCAUGGUCCAUGGAUACCUUUGGCUGCGUGAGGUUCUGGGCGAAACCUUAGCCCAAAUUUUUAGUGCAGACGAUGGCGAUGCUUCGGGUGCCGUAUACCUUUUUUUGAACGAAGGGUGCCGUAUACCUUCUUCGAGGCACCAUUCAACAUCGGAUUUUAGACAUAAGCAUCGCCUUAGAAGCCUCUAAACCUAGCGGCGAUAGCAUGUCGGGGGUGGUGAUACCCAUGGUCAUCAUACUUGUCGCUGAAGAAUGACCUACGGCUCGUCACGAAAGCACCUGUCAUCUGUGGUCUCUGUUGUGUCGUCGGCCACUGGUGGAGUCCCUUGCUGUACCUGUGUGCACCUUCUUUCUUCUCACAUUGGUUUGUCCUGCAGCACUUAACCUUGCUGUCGUUCGUCUGGCUUUUGUAGCGGAUACUCUGCUACUAUCAUUCUUUAGCGGAUACUUUGCCACUGUUAUUAUUGGUCUUCUUUUUGAUAAAUGCUUGCUUUCACCACUAGUUUAUUUGGUGGUUUGAUA
Messenger RNA from Sorghum bicolor (sorghum), 1592 nucleotides. RefSeq lists its product as uncharacterized. Bases 151 to 795 code for a protein of 214 amino acids. Lineage: Eukaryota; Viridiplantae; Streptophyta; Magnoliopsida; Poales; Poaceae. The transcript is spliced from 2 exons. The record is from RefSeq and is a predicted model, not a curated record.